AUGGCUUCUUCGGCCGAUCAGUCCCAAGAGGACAGAAUCAAAGAUAUUCUAGAAGAUCUCGAUACCUACAGAUACAUCUACGAUGAUCUCCUCGCGACACGGGGCGCUUGUGAGGAAUCAGAUGAGCUUCGUGAUACCAUUAGAAAAAUGGAAGUCCAGGUUGCUGCGCUCCUUGGUGAUACUGCUCCUACUCCCCAAGCCGCCACGACACCCCAAGUUUCAUCGCUCCCUCCGCCAGUUCAGACGCCUGCGGCUGGACCUCCACGUAUGACUUCGAAUACUUUCACUGGUAUCCCCGGGGAUUCAUUUGCGUCCCCUCAUUGGCCUUCUGCUGCGCCAUCACCUUUCGCGACCGGGUCUCGCCAGUCAACCGUGCUGCCAGCUACACCAAUGAUGCAACCUUCUCCAGAUAAUUCUCGUAAACGCCAGCGUCCGCUAUCUCAUGUCUCCCCCACGAUACAGGGGUCAUCAAAAAGGAUUGCUCCCUCGCAGCCUAAAUCUCGCAGAUCCAAACUCGAUGAGAUAGAUGCUGAACAAGCAGCCCGCCUUGCUGAGAAUAACCGUUUGUACAAGCAAUGGAUUGAUGCGGCAGGCGAUGAUGCAGAUCAGAUAAAGGAACUCCGGGAAGAGUGUGAUGAGCAAGCGAAGUUGAUUGAAACGGAGUUUCAAAUGGAACGAGAUGCGGAAUUGGCUCGCGCCCUCCAAGCCGACGAGGAUCACAGGCAACUCCCCAUGGACAGAUUCAAUGGGCAGGAUUCCUGGAAUCUUCCAGAUCGCACUCAACCGGUAAAACUUGAACCUAUCUCAUCAAAAGCCGUUCAUGCCCCUCAAGCAUAUGCCCCGAUAGCCCCGUUCAAUAAACUCAAUCCAUUCAGUUCCGACGAUGAGCUUCAGGAAAUCACAGCUGAUUCAUUCAAUUCUCGAUUCGGCAAGCAGCCAGCCCGCCAAUCCGGUUCCUUCAACUACCCCAACACACCAUCUUUCCCUUCCAAUUAUUCCAGAUCGCCAUACUCAUCACAGGCGCCUCAUCCCUCGCCAAUGCCGUACCCCUCCGAGUUAACGUACCCCUCUCGAAUGCCAUACCCCUCUGAGUUGACAUACCCGUCUCAAAUGUCAUAUUCUUCCCAAUUGCCCUAUCCUUCCCAGUUAGCAUAUCCUUCCCAGCUGGCAUAUCCUUCUCAAUUGGCCUAUCCAUCCGAACUGGCGAAAGCCUCACAAGCGGCCUAUCCCUCAUCACCAGCUUCCUCGAGGCCUCUUCCCUGGAAGCGCGAGGCUCCAUACCCUCCAAUGCCGGGCGCCUUUGACAAGUUCGACAAGUUCGACAAGGCAUUUGACCUGGUUCGCAAUCAGACCGAACUAUUCGAUGACGAUGCUGAUAUAGUGGCCUACAAUGAAAGAGAGUUCCCCGAAGAUAUCAAGAACUUGCUCAGUGGAAUUAAAGACAUUCGGGAGGCAACCAGAGCAGACAAUGAGGAGACUCCAAGUGCACUUCGAGUCACACUGAUGAAGCACCAGAAGAUCGGCCUGAAAUGGAUGAAGGCGAAGGAAGAGAGCAGCCACAAAGGAGGAAUCCUUGCAGAUGACAUGGGCCUGGGCAAGACUAUUCAAGCGAUUGCGUUGAUGGUUGCUCGUCCGUUCGAAGAUGAAGACCGACGCCCGACUUUGAUCGUCGCACCAAAGGCACUUAUGGAUCAAUGGAGACUCGAAAUCCAGCGUCAUGUCAAGCCAGGCAGACAUCAAUUAUCAGUCUUGAUCUACCAUCAACGGCGCAGGCCCUGGAGGGAGCUCAAAAAGUACGAUGUCAUCAUCACGACGUUUGGUACCAUUACUGCGCACUACAAAACAUUGCUCCAGGCGGAAAAGUUGGCACAGGAAGGGCGAGACGCAGAUCUAAUUCAAGAUUUCAAAAAUUUGUCGGGUCCUCUCAAUCCCGCCGCCAAGUGGCACCGAGUCAUCAUCGAUGAAGCACAGAACAUCAAGAAUCCAAGCGCAAAAUCUUCAACAGCAUGUUGUCGGCUCAAUGCCACCUACCGCUGGUGUCUGACUGGUACACCCAUGAUGAAUCGCCUUGAAGAUUUCCAGUCCCUCUUGGGAUUCCUUCGGAUUCGACCUUACAGCAACCCAGCAAAAUUCAAGUCGGACUUUGUGAAACGCAUUAAAUCUGGCUGGGGAGGAGAGGAUGUUAUGAAGCAACUACGCGUCCUGGUUAAGUCUGUCUGUCUCCGACGUACAAAAUCCUCCAAGAUUGAUGGCGAGCCAAUCUUGCAACUCCCACCAAAGGUCACCGAGAAGGUUCAUGUUGUAUUCGAUGAGAGGGAAAGUCAGGUUUAUGAGGAGCUCAAUGCGUCCACUCAAAUGCAGAUCACCCGAUACCUUGACUCCGGCACGCUGGGCAGAAACUACAGCCAUGUUCUAGUUCUCCUCCUCCGUCUUCGGCAGGCAUGCUGCCAUCCCCUCCUCAUGCAGGAGUUCCGAAAUGAACCUGCCCCAUCUAUCCCAGGGGUUGAUAAGAUCGCUAACGCCAAGCUUCUGAGCGCUGCUGUGGUGCAACGUAUCAUAUCAAAUGACGGCGAAGAGGAUGGCACCUGCCCCGUCUGCAUGGACAGUGUAAAGAAUGCUACUAUUUACAUUCCAUGUGGACACCACGUGUGCUCGGAGUGCUGGAUCCGCAUUUCCGACUCUGCAACCGCAAACGGAGCCAUUAACCUCGAUGACGAUGGUCCAGCUGUGAUCAAGUGCCAGAAUUGCCGAGGGCCUGUGGACCCUACGAAGCUCACCGACACCAAUUCGUUCAAGCAGGUUCACGAUCCAAGCUCGCUGCCUGACUCUGCCGCCGGCCCCGUGGACACUAACGGGCCCAUUGAUGACGAUGACCCAGAAGCAACAGCGAGCAGCGAUGAGUCUGACUCCGAUAGCUCUACUGAAGGGGGCGACGACGCAACAAAAAAGAAAUCGAAAUCGAAGUCUCUAGCAGAUCUGCGAAAGGACGCCUUGAGGAACAAGGCCGAGAAGAAGAAAUACAUUCGCCGUCUUGAGAAGGGCUGGUUCCCUAGCACAAAAAUCACAAAGACGCUAGAGAUACUCCAGGCCAAUGAAGACCGCGGCUUGGAAGAGAAAACUAUCAUUUUCAGCCAGUUCACUUCUCUCUUGGAUCUUCUCGAAGUUCCACUCGCCCGCCGCGGCUGGAACCACGCCCGCUUCGACGGCAGCAUGAACCUGAAGGAACGCAACGCCGCUGUGACGGCUUUCACCAACGAUCCCUCCUGUAAGAUCAUGCUUGUCUCCCUCAAGGCCGGCAACUCUGGCCUGAACCUCGUCGCCGCCUCGCAUGUCAUCAUGUUCGAUCCCUUCUGGAACCCGUACAUUGAAGACCAGGCUGUUGAUCGUGCCCAUCGCAUCGGGCAGGUUAAGGAGGUUUUCGUUCACCGUCUGCUCAUUGAGAAUACCGUCGAGGAUCGCAUUGUUACUCUGCAAGACCAGAAGCGAGAACUAAUUAGUGGUGCUCUUGAUGAGGGAGGUACUAUGAAUGUAUCCCGGCUGGAUGCAAGGGAACUUGCUUAUCUCUUUGGUGUGAGGGACUUGUAA
Molecule: messenger RNA, 3585 nt
Organism: Penicillium griseofulvum
Lineage: Eukaryota; Fungi; Ascomycota; Eurotiomycetes; Eurotiales; Aspergillaceae
Product: SNF2-related protein
Exons: 4
Coding region: 1-3585 (1194 amino acids)
Cellular component (GO): cytoplasm
Molecular function (GO): ATP binding; ATP-dependent chromatin remodeler activity
Source: RefSeq, a predicted model, not a curated record